AUGGACGACCUUACAGUCCUGGAGAGCAGUGACCUCUAUACGGUCGGCUGGAUUGCUGCCCUUUACAAAGAGCUGGCAGCAGCCCAGGCCAUGAUGGACGAAGAACACGGCAAACCAGCAGACUUUGUACAGCCUUCUUCCGACAAGAAUAAUUACUAUUGGGGCCGCAUCGGUGUUCACAAUAUUGUUGUAGCUUCGCUACCAGACGGGAUGUAUGGCACAACGACUGCCGCAGUGACAGCGAGCCAGAUGCUGUCCUCAUUCCAGAACAUCAAGGUCGGCUUGAUGGUUGGCAUUGGAGCGGCGAUAGCCAGACCAAAACAAAAGCGUGACAUUCGACUCGGUGACGUCGUUGUCAGCUUACCACAAGAGCGGUCAGGUGGUGUGAUCCAGUAUGACCUGGUAAAGAGCCGCGCAAGCGGCGAACAACGCGUCGGCCAUCUCAACUCACCUCCUGAGGCUCUUCUAAAAGCUUUGACUUCCUUACGAGCGCAAGUCAAGAGGAAAGGCUCCAAGAUAGCCCAAUACAUCAAGGAGAUGCAAGAGCAGAAUCCUGCGAUGACAGAGGUUGAGUACGACGAGCCAGCGUACAUCUACCAAGGAGAAGAUAACGAUCGACUAUUCGAAGCGUCGUAUGUACACACCAGCGGCACCAAUUGUGACGACUGCGACCCUGCCAAGAUCGUUAGUCGCACACCGCGCUCAAAUCCCACAAAUCCUCGAGUACACUAUGGUGUGAUAGCGUCAGGAAACACACUUUUCAAAGAUGCUGCUGAAAGAGAUAGGAUAUUGGAAAUGAAUGACGCCUGGCAGGAGUACGCUGCAGCCACCGCCGCCGCCUAUGCCAAAGAGUUUCUGGGAUUUGUAAACAGUGAAAUUUUAGCCAGGACUCCGAAAGCCUCUGAGGUCUUGAAUCAAAAUACCAGAGAGAUCAACACAAACUUCAAGGUCGCUCGAGAGAAGAUUGACAAAAUGGAGCUUGACCACCACCAGAAGGAGAUCAGAGACUGGUUGUCAGCUCCAGACCCUUCAACAAACUACUCAACCGCGCUGGAGACGCGACAUGAGGGGACUGGAGUAUGGUUCACUCACGGUGAAGCUUUCGAAAGAUGGAAAAGGCAACCUAACUCCUUCCUCUGGCUUCACGGCAUUCCUGGGUGUGGAAAGACUGUUCUCAGCUCCACCAUCAUAGAGCACCUAAAGAGUGAUAUCAAGCCAAAUCAACCGCUGCUCUAUUUCUAUUUUGCUUUCAACGAUCAGAACAAGCAAACUCUCGAGAACAUGCUACGUUCUCUUACAAAUCAACUAUACCAAGAACAGCCGAAGGCUCGAGGUCCUGUCGAUGAACUUUGGAAAUCCCACAGAAACGGCAAUCAGCAUCUGUCCAAACAAUCACUGAGCGCAACUCUGCUAGCGCUGUUAAAAGCAGUGAACAAUACCAGCAUCGUACUAGAUGCCCUAGAUGAGUCAACCACGAGGAGUGAAGUGAUCGCCUGGCUGAAAAACGUUCUUGAACCCGGAUACGGUUGUCGGAUUCUAGUUACUGCUAGGAGAGAAGAAGACAUCGAGGCAGCCUUUCGACGCUGGACGCAACCUGAAGACAGGAUAAACAUCCAAGAGCGCGAUAUCCAUGGAGACAUAAGAGCAUAUAUCAGUCACACAGUACGAAACAGCAGUGAGCUGGAAAGAUGGCAAAACAGACCAGAUGUGCAGAAUGAGAUAGAAUCAGAGCUAGUAAAGAAAGCUGACGGAAUGUUCCGUUGGGUAUUUUGCCAGCUCGAUGCUCUCAAGGCGCCCAUCGACUACCCCGGACUUCGACGGACUUUGUACAAUCUUCCCAGGACGCUCAACGAGACCUAUAGUCGAAUUCUGGAGGAGAUACCUGAAGAGCGAAGGAAUCAAGCUACCACGAUCCUGAAUCUUCUGAUCUGGUCGGAAGAUCCUCUUGUCAGUAUCAACGAAUUGGUGGACGCUGUCGCGGUCGAUCUGGACCAUGGACCCGGAUUUGACCCAAAGAACAGGAUGCCAGUCCCGCGCGAGGUACUCAAACUGUGCUCCAGUCUCGUGAGAGUCUUAUGGGACGACAGUGAUUAUGUUGGACUUGCGCAUUUCUCCGUUAAGGAAUAUCUAACGUCCAAACACGUCUCAAAGGCCUAUGAAUCAUCGUUCAAUGAGAUAGUAGCAAGAACGGCCUUCACAGAGAAUAUUCCCUCUCUGCGUCUACUCUGCUGGAAACUGGGCAAUUCACGCUCAGAGAGCCGAUACUGGAGACCACAGCUUGUGGAAUCGGUCUUCAAUCUCUUCCGAGAGCAACAUGAAGUGUUCCGCUUCUCCAUGUUGUUCAUUAGGAUCAGAGAUUGGAUGUCGCCUAUAACCCCACUUUGUUACGCCUGCUACAAUGGCUUAACUCGAGCCGUGAGAGAUCUUCUCGACGAGGGCACAGAUGUUCAGGGUGCGGAUGUUAAUGCUAGGGAUGAUCCUUUGUACAGUCCACUACGAGCAGCUGCGCUCAAUGGUCAUGUCACCACCGUACAGCUGCUGCUCGACAAAGGUGCAGAUGUGACUGAUGCACGUAGUAUUGCCGCGUUCAAAGAAGCCUCGCUUGACACAGUCGUUAGGCCCUUAGUGGGCAGAGGCGCAGGUGCGAUAGCCAAUGGCAGUGCUUUAUUGAUAGAGGCUUCCAAAAGAGGACACAACAAAAUUGUUCAGCUCUUGAUCAACGCAGGUGCGGAAGUGAACGCUGGAGAUGGGGUUGUAUUGCAACAGGCUGUACUACAUGGCCACGAUACAACUGUACAACUGUUACUUGACAAUGGCGCAGAUAUCGAUGCCAGAGGUGAACACGGGACCGCACUAGCUGCAGCCUUGGAAACAGAUCACUAUACGACCAUACAGCUGUUACUCGACAGGAAUGCUUCUGUAAGUCUGGAAAAUCUCAUGUAUGCCCUGCGCCGAUAUGACAACCGGACUGAGAUAUUGUUAUCGAUCUUGCUGCCAUAUUUCACCGCAGACACUGCCAACCAACGAGACGAAGAUGGUUGGAACACAUUGCAUGUGGCCGCGCUGUAUAAGUCGGCCUCCAUCAUACGGAGGUGCCUAGAUCUCGGUAUCGAUGUCCACGCUCGUGACAAUCGGAGAAGGACAGCUCUGCACUACGCGACUAUGGGUUUCGCUGUCGUCAAAACGCUUUUACAUGCCGGUUCUGAUAUAGAAGAUCCAGACGUUAACGGCUCGACCCCUCUUGAAUCUAUGGCCGACCUCGUACCAGAAGUCGAGGAAGACUCAGGAGACGCCAAUCCGGUUGAGCAGUCCACUCCUCAAAGUGGCUCGAAGACACCGGGAAAGUUCCUUGAGAUGACAUUCUUCAGUUUCAAACAAGUAUGA
Molecule: messenger RNA, 3384 nt
Organism: Aureobasidium musti
Lineage: Eukaryota; Fungi; Ascomycota; Dothideomycetes; Dothideales; Saccotheciaceae
Source: the annotation of a GenBank genome assembly